Messenger RNA from Ictalurus furcatus (blue catfish), 5018 nucleotides. RefSeq names its product coiled-coil domain-containing protein 148-like. The coding region runs from base 30 to 2048 and encodes 672 amino acids. The record is from RefSeq and is a predicted model, not a curated record. NCBI's taxonomy places the organism in Eukaryota, Metazoa, Chordata, Actinopteri, Siluriformes, Ictaluridae. The transcript has 15 exons.
GCUUCCACUCCGGAGCUGCACGCGUCCCCAUGACGUCACCGCGCUCCGGACACCCAGGUCCCGCUGUGAUUGGACACAAGAAAGACGAGCUGCAGUUGGAAUGGGCGGGACGUGUGCGCGUGUAUGUGAAAUGGGCCAAUCAGAGACGAACAGCGGUCUCCUUGGUUACGUCUUGUACACCGACUGCCUUCUUUGCAGAUGAAGUGUGGAAAGCAAACCUUUACAAGCGAGAGAUGAGUGGGAGAGACCUGCGUGCCUUUCUGUCGAGUCACCGUGCUGAGGAUGUAGAGAAGCUGACGCAGAGAGUAAAGGAUGAUCUGGGAAUCACCAAAUACAAACCUGUUCAGUAUGACAAGCUUCAGGCCAUGGUGGAGGCCAAGAAGCUGCACUCUGAGAAGAUUGAACACAAGAUACAGAAGAGUCUGCGUGUGGUUCAAGAGAGGAGAGAGAGUGGCCUGCUACGUCAGCACAGACAUGUGUGGACUGCCGAGAACCACAAACUGAGCCGAACCAGGGAGCGAGUGGAGGCAGACAUGAGGAACUUCCUGACUAGAAGCAGACUGGAUGAAGGGGAAGAUGGAGACCUCUUCACUGAUCUGCUGCAUGCUGAACUGAGAUUGGAGCAUGAACGUGAAGCAUUUCGCUUGGCCACAGUAGAGCCAGUAUGCCAGCUAAGAGAGGACCUGCUCUACAGACUGAUGUCACAGCCUCCAGCAGCCAUUCAGCAUGAAGAGUGGGUGCAAGUCCUUCAGCAGGUGAUAUCUGUGAAGGAACAGCAGCAGGCUGUGAUGGACAGACUGCAGGAUGAGUGUGUCGCUCUCGAGCAGGAGCUAAGCGCUGCUGGACUGGAGGAGCGACUGGAUACUGCUGCAGUGGAGGAGUAUGUUGGUGUUCUGGAGCAGAUACCAGAGGAGAUCCUGACCGCACACUGCCCUUACCCCGAGGCCAAAGAAUCCAUCAUCAGGGCCUUCAUCAACAUGUCAGAAAAAUACUCACAGCGCCUAAAGACGGCACGCAGCAGGUUGCUGGGCCUGGACAGGAAUUGUGGCUGGAAUGAAGAAGAUCACUUGCGAUUCCUUCACAUCGUAGGUCAAUAUUCUCCUGAGCUAAGAAACCAUAGAGGGCUCUAUAUGGAUAUGCUCCAGAGAAUUCUACCCCAUAUCUCCAGAGCAGAACUGAGUGCCCAUGAGCGGACCUGGGACUGGUACAGGUUCAGCGUGGAGCAGGAGAGGCUGCUGUUGGAGAGUUGGCACAGGGAGCAGGCAUUUCUGCGGCUGAGGACACUGCGGUUGUUGGAGGAUGCCAGGGUCAUCUAUGAUGAAGAGCAGAGCCUGCAGAGUGACAGAUUACACCAGCAACACAUCUGUGUACAGCUUAGACAAAAGCUGCAGCAGUGGCAUGAGCAGCAGGAAGAGGUGGCACAGAUGGAGGCGGCUAUAGCAUCACGCUGGCAGGAGGAGGAGAAGGAACGACAGAAAGAGGAGCAGGAGAGAGAGCACGCUAAGAGGACCAGACAGAAACAACAAGUGCGGGAGUUUCGUGAGGAGCAGCGGAGGAGGAGAGCGGAGUGGAGGUGCAGGGAGGAGACGAGACUGGCGCUGCUCAGGAGAGAGAUGGAGGAGCAGGCGAGGAGAGAUAAAGAAAGGGUGCAGUUCAGAGAGAAGUUGCUGCAGCAUCGACAGCAGGAGCAACAAGCUAAAGAGAGACUCAGACAGAGAGAGGAUGAGGAGCGAGAGGAGAGACUUCAGACACUACGCAAUCAAGUUGCCAUUGUGGCAGGAGCAGACCCAGAGAGGAUGAUGGGACAGACUGAAGCGUGGAGAACCCGCCUACAGCCUGACAAAGAAGAGUUCAUGUUGCAGAAACCCCUCUAUCACUUACACACCUAUACAGACACACAGAUCGUGGCUGACCCGAGGGUGCGUAUAGAACAGGCGCUCAGGACGGCAGGUCUUCAUCACACACACUACGCUCGAACGCUGCUUUCAGAAAUCCCACCACCAAAACCACCGCGACGGGACACGGAAUCCACCGCCUUUAAAUCUUAACCUUACAUUUUUCACAUCACACGCACACUGUUAAUGUUUCAUCCAGCCAUUUUCUGUACCACUUAUCCUACACAGGGUUCAGGGGAGCCUGGAACUAUCCCAGGGAACUGGGAGCACAAGGCAGGGGACACCCUGGAUGGGGGAGGCAGCCCAUCACAGAGCACAAGCGCACACACUCUCACACACUACAGACAAUUUAGAGAUGCCAAUCAGCCUACAAAGCAUGUCUUUGGAUGGGGAGAGGAAACUGGAGCACCCGGAGAAAACGUCUGGGUUACGCAUGUAACCCUGUUCUCUGAGAAGGGAACGAGAUGGUGCGUUUAGCAUAACAGUAUGGGAGCGCCCUUGCGCCCAUAGCGGAAGGAGGAGUCGCGACACGAACUCCAAAAUCCAGUGGAGAGCCGGACCCAGAAGAUAGAACAAGUGAUAGAGCAGCGCUCGUCUCCGGCUCCUCUUCCGGAUCCAUAAGAGAUCCCCCGGACCUGAGACGGCUAGCUGCCUCGGCAGCGGCUGGCCCAAAUCCGCGAGGCUCUGAAACCCAACUCGCUUCGGCUUCCGAGAAGAGCGCAAGUCGCGAGCUGAGUUGCCUAAUGUAGGCGUUACAAUGUGCAGCCUCUCGAGGCUGCCAUCGCAUGCUACAGCCCUAGACACUUCACACAGAAAGUGUGCACUACUCCCCGUGAUGAAACUAGAGCUUCCUGAAUUUUCUCACUCAUAUUUUUCUCUCUCGCUCAAUCCUUUUUUAUAGAUAGAAAAAUUCUGAGAUUUUGAGAAAAGAUAGAGAGGAAAUGAAGCUUCUUUUGUUUCUUUACACAAACAACCGACAUGCAGUCUUUCGCUGAAGAUAAUAAGGCUGACGGCGUGGUUCACAGGUGCCAUAUUUAUACCACGCGACGCGCUUAAUUGCCACGUCACCUGAUCAUGGCAGGCCUAUAAACAGAGGCAUGAUUUUACACAAGCUUCAGAUACUGGUUGCACGCAAGGGCGCUCCCAUACUGUUAUGCUAAACGCAACGUCGAGUUCCCUUUGAAAGGGAACCCCCAAAGCAUGGGAAGAACAUACAAACUCCACGUACACAGGGCGGAAGCAGGUUUGAUUCGAAGCCCCGACCCCAGAGGUGUGAGGAAAACAUGCUAAACAAAUAAGCCACCGUGCCCACCUCUUAAUGUUUCCUCUCUUGAAAAAAAACAAAACAAAACCAAUAACAGGAACCAGUACGUUCUGCUCCACUGCAGAGCGACAUGAUUUCCAUUACAGGCAGAACCCUGAAAAAAGGAAAUACUGAGAUGCUAAUCAGUAAGCAUAAUCAUUAUUAUACUCUACUGCAUAAUACUGGAAAUGAAAUGCUUAACAGAGAAAAUGUAAUAGUCUUUUUUGAAUUAAAUCCAGACCACAUUACUGUUGAAAGUAGAUUUGAAGAGCUCUGCUACUUCCCCUCUGCUGGGUUCGUUAAUGUAUCUCUGAUAGAUGGGGGUUUUGAAUAGGGAGAAGUGUCCAAUCUUAAAGCUACUGUGACUGCAGGUUUUCAUUCCCAUCAACACGCAUCCCAUUGAUGGCAGCCAUGUUGUGUUGGCAUUAUUUCAUAAACCACCUGAUUGAUUCACUUUACACUUGAGAUGCUUUGCAAUGUUAUUACUCUGAAUGGAAGAAAAACCUGUGAUUGGAACCAGACGACUAACCUAUAUGUGUUAGACGUGAUGCGCCUUCAUUAAACAUUAACUUAAAGACGUCAGUGCGUUUGGGUAAGGAGUUAGGUUUGAUAUGAUGACAAUAAAAAAAUACGACGGCCUCUGGACUUCUCUGGUGGUCUUUUUUUUUUUUUUCUUUUUCCCAAAGAAGCACAAAUCCAUAUUUUCAGUCGUGAGUUUAUUCAUGUAUAAAUAACUGAAUCAGUUUGAUACAAAUAAAUUUAUUACAUACAUUUGAUUUCUGCAAUUUUGAAAAGACGUUCAGCACGUCGAGAAAAACUGUUCGAAAUUCAAAAGCAUUAAGAGUCAAAGUCAGCUACUGUGUUAAGUAAAAAUACGUAUAUAGUAUUUAACAUAUCUACAACAUGUACACAUAUGUACAGAAGUCAAAACACAGCACUGACAUAUGCUUCUUAUAAACGUUAUAAACAGGCAUUUGUAGCUGUUGAUUUCUUUUUGACUUUAGGACAAUAUAAAUGUGUUUCUGAAUGAAACAUGUUUAAUCUACCACAUCGCACUUCUUUUUACCCAAAAGCUGCGUUCGUGAAUUUAAAGAAGUAUUCCACGGUUUUCCACCUCGAUCUUUAUCGACUGCACCUGUAGCAUGUGUGUGAUUACAACAGAGGACAUGUCUUCAUGUACAGCACUGAACAGUUAUAUCAGGUGUGUAUUUUUCAGAAACACUUUUAUAACUUCAAUCAAAGUAUUUGUAAAUUAGGCUCUAAAUCAUAAGCUGUUCAUUCAGUCUUUUCAGGGUGGGACUGCUUUUUCAAAGAGAUGAAUUCUUGUGUUAUUUGUAUUACAUUAUUUGUAUUUUUUUAGUCCUAAAUUCAUUAUAUAUUCCUAAAACCUUUAUCAUUAGAAGAUGACUAUCAGAAUUUUAAAUCAGAAUUUUAUAGCCAAAGAUUAUUCGAUGUAUUUAUUGGUUUGUUUAUUUCUUUGUUUGUCUGUCUGCCUGUUAUAAAACAGCUUUGGUAAGAUUAACUACAAAAAAAAAAAUUAAUUUUAUUUGUUCAUUCAUUCAUUCAUUCAUCUAUUUAUCUGUCUAUGUGUUUGUUGUUUUUUUUGUUUGUUUGUUUAUUUGUUUGCCUUUUUGUUAAUAAAAAACAGCGUUGGCAUGAUUAUCUCAAAAUGUAUUUGUUAGUUAAUUAGUUAGCUGGUUAGUCUGUCUGUCUGUUAUAAAACAGCUUUGGUAACAUUUACUCAAAAUGUAUUUAUGUAUUUAUUUAUUCAUCUAUUUAUUUGUUUGUUUUUUGUUUGUUUAUUUGUGUGUCUGUCUGUU